This is a messenger RNA of Haliotis rufescens (red abalone), 1313 nucleotides long. RefSeq lists its product as uncharacterized. Lineage: Eukaryota; Metazoa; Mollusca; Gastropoda; Lepetellida; Haliotidae. Bases 291 to 695 code for a protein of 134 amino acids. The transcript is spliced from 4 exons. The record is from RefSeq and is a predicted model, not a curated record.
UGUUUUUGAUUUUCAGUAAAAGCUAACGUCAGAUGGAUUCGUGUAGCAACCAACAGGACUGUUGAAGAACUUAUUUACGACAGUAACUACAAACAGCGUGAUUUUUAUCACCGGCGGAAGCUCAAACUAUUCAUUCCCGAUUGAAUGGUUUGUUAUUUUCGAGUUUUGACCUCAUCAAAUGUACGCUGUACAGACGGAACAUGGCUUCUUGGAUUGACCUGGCUUAUUGUCGAGCACCCCUGCGUUGUUAGAAGUACACAGGUACGCGUAUCCAACAGUUCGCGACUGAGAUGCGUCAACUCAUGUGCCGAGUUGUCAUGACUCUUGUUGUCACGGCACUGUUGGUGGAUGCCACAAGGAUCAGGAAUAGAAGUACAAGAGCAAUUCGGAACGAGUUAAAGGUGAAGGAGCGAGCGUGGAGGACAGCCUGUGAACGACACAACUGCACAUCGAAGAUCCAAUGUCCGUAUGCGAAUGGUUGGCAUAUCCUUGGGUCUGACCUUGGCUGCUGUGGCAACUAUGGCGGGUGUUGUCAGCUGGCGUCAAUCGUCUGCUGGGCUCAUGACCUGUUCUGCAAAUGCUGCGAUUUCGGUGUGUUCAUCUGCGGGCCGCUAUGUGAAAAAGACCCGGAUUGCCCCGUGGAAGAAGGCAGUGGAGAGAUCCACGACGCAAAGGAGAACAUAACUGGGGUAUGAAGUACAGACAUAUACAGUGAACUGUAUCGCGCUAAAUGUCAGCGAACUCAGGUACAGGCGUACGAAGCUGAAACCUAUUACGUUACUUCAUACGGUCAGCGACGAGCUGCAGUUUGUUUCUUUUUGUUCAACGACCUACUGUUUCUUGGAUAAGGACGAUUAGAUUCAGUGUGUGAUCUGUCUGUGCCGUACUCACAACGUAUGACACGGAAUAGUCUAAAACAGUCAAACUCCAUAGUCCCGACCCCGUUAAUCUAGAACCUCCCUAUUACGGCGACUUUUGAUAUGAACACCAAUGACAUCCGGAUAUAUACUACUCAAAAGAAGUUAAAGAACACCCGAUUUUUUAAAUAUGACUAUAGUUAAUCUGUCACAGCUAGUGGGUAUUGCAACACACAGCCUUCCACUUAUGGGUGUUCUUUAACUUGUUUUGAGCUGUAUAUUUUACUCAGGACGAUAGUUCAGUGACCAUUACCGGAUCCUGAUCUGAAUUAACUGGGUUUUAAAAAUAUCUGUAAACGGUGUAUUUACUAGCGAUUUAUGAAUUAUUCUUGGUGGUUUAUUUGAGAUUUAUUUAUGGAAAUGAAUGAAUAAUGAAUAAAUUAUUCCGAAUUGGCA